Condylura cristata (star-nosed mole) is the source of this 2132-nucleotide messenger RNA. RefSeq names its product sphingosine-1-phosphate receptor 5 (gene S1PR5). The coding region runs from base 14 to 1267 and encodes 417 amino acids. The transcript is spliced from 2 exons. The record is from RefSeq and is a predicted model, not a curated record. Gene Ontology annotation, cellular component: membrane. NCBI's taxonomy places the organism in Eukaryota, Metazoa, Chordata, Mammalia, Eulipotyphla, Talpidae. Gene Ontology annotation, molecular function: sphingosine-1-phosphate receptor activity. Gene Ontology annotation, biological process: G protein-coupled receptor signaling pathway.
UCCCUGCGCCUCCAUGCACCCUUGGGCUGCAGCCCAGGAAGCUCAUUCGGAAGCCUUGCCGUGGCGGCCCAUGGAGUCGGGGCUGCUGCGGCCUGCGCCAGUGAGCGAAGUCAUCGUCCUGCAUUACAACUACACUGGCAAGCUCAGAGGUGCCCGAUACCAGCCAGGAGCCGGGCUGCGAGCUGACGCAGUCGUGUGCCUGGCGGUGUGCGCGCUCAUCGUGCUGGAGAACUUGGCAGUUCUGUUUGUGCUCGGUCGCCACCCGCGCUUCCAUGCGCCCAUGUUCCUGCUCUUGGGCAGCCUCACGCUGUCCGACCUGCUGGCGGGCGCCGCCUAUGCCGCCAACAUCCUGCUGUCUGGGCCACUCACGUUGCGCCUGUCGCCGGCGCUCUGGUUCGCGCGCGAGGGAGGUGUCUUUGUCGCGCUCGCUGCAUCGGUGCUGAGCCUCCUUGCCAUCGCUCUGGAGCGCCGCUUCACCAUGGCGCGCAGAGGACCUGCGCCGGCUGCUCGUCGGGGACGCACGCUGGCGCUGGCUGUCGCUGCCUGGGGUGUGUCACUGCUUCUUGGGCUACUCCCGGCUUUGGGCUGGAAUUGUCUGGGCCGCCUAGACACUUGCUCCACGGUCCUGCCUCUCUACGCCAAAGCUUACGUACUCUUCUGCGUGCUAGCCUUCGUCGGCAUCCUGGCAGCCAUCUGCGCGCUCUACGCUCGCAUCUACUGCCAGGUGCGGGCCAACGCUCGGCGCCUGAAAGCGCGCCCCGCGACUGGAAGCGGCUUCUCCACCCGCCUACGCCGCACACCCCGGUCGUUGGCGCUUUUGCGCACGCUCAGCGUGGUACUCUUGGCCUUCGUGGCCUGUUGGGGGCCCCUCUUCCUACUACUGCUGCUUGAUGUGGCCUGUCCCGCGCGUGCCUGCCCGGUGCUCCUGCAGGCUGACCCUUUCCUGGGCCUCGCCAUGGCCAACUCGCUCCUGAACCCCAUUAUCUACACGUUGACUAACCGCGACCUGCGCCACGCUCUCCUUCGCCUUGUCUGCUGCGGUCGCCAUCCCUGCUACAGAGUCUCAGGUGCCUCCCGGCGGUCAGGGACCGCUGCUGGGGCUUCGGGUGGCCUGCAUCGUUGGCUACCCCCUGGCGUGGACGGCAGCUCCAGCCGCUCAGAGCGCUCGUCACCUCAGAAAGACGGAUUGGACACUAGAGGUGACACAGCCGGACCCGGCGCAUUGACAACCUCCCGGACCCUAGUUCCUGCUCCUGCCGCAGAUUGACGUCUUCUGGCUCUCCGCUACUCUCAGAAAUGUUUUGCAGAAACUUUCUUUUUAAAUAAAGGGAUUUAAAAGCCGGAAAAGCAAAGAUAGUGGAGGCGGGAAGAGACACGGGGAAAUAUCUUCUACUGACGCUAAACUCCGCAGCAGUGAAUAAUAGACAGAACUCCUUGUCUUUGUGGAAUUCAUGUUCUGCAUUCCACAGAGGCAAUAGUGGAGUGAGCUACGGAGAUAAUUUUAGUGACAUUACAAUGAUGUGAUGGUGGUCAAGAGAUGCCUUUCUGAGGUGGCUACUUGUGGUGUGAAUCAAGACAUAUCACAUGGUCCUAGGAACCCCUGAAGGAAGAUCAUUUUAUGAGGUUAUAGCAGGUGGGAUGGCCUUAAGGCAAGAAUGUUUGCCCUUAAGUUCCAUAAAAAGCAUGGAUCCCCUGUGGAGAGAAAACAAAGGUUUGGAAAUGACUGGGCAGAUGAUGUACUCACUUGUCUGCCCAGGGAAGGACUUUAUUUUUGUUCUGAAUGAGGCCAUGGAAAGCCAUGGAGGGUUCUAGACAGAGGAGGGACUUGAUCUGCUUCAGACUUUCACAGAUGUCUCUGCUUUUAGUAGGGGGCAAAGAUGGAAGAACAAGAUUGAAAGUGCCUGCACUGACCCAGGAGGUGAUGACUAAGACUCAGACAAUGAGGAUUCUGGAUACACUCUGAAGGCAGUGGACAGGGGACUUGAGUUGGGAAUGAGACAGGAAACAACGAGACAAGAAUAACUCUUUUGCAUAGAGAAGAGGAACACAAAGUUAGGGCACCCUAGAAUUUGACUUUGGGAGAUUCAGCCAAUUCUUACAUAAAACAAGAUUUCUUUGAGCAUGAUGUUAGA